Betta splendens (Siamese fighting fish) is the source of this 2520-nucleotide messenger RNA. RefSeq names its product tripartite motif-containing protein 16-like. The transcript has a single exon. The record is from RefSeq and is a predicted model, not a curated record. Lineage: Eukaryota; Metazoa; Chordata; Actinopteri; Anabantiformes; Osphronemidae. Bases 376 to 2058 code for a protein of 560 amino acids. Gene Ontology annotation, molecular function: zinc ion binding; protein binding.
GACAGCCUCCUGCCCGGGAUUCUCCAGAGUCUGACUCUUGUUGGAUCGUGAGAAACUACUUUGACUAAAGUGCGUUUUACCCCAAUAAAUAUUGUAAAAUAAACUGUAGAACAGCUGAACAUACGCAUAGAACGCUGUUAAUGACAGUGAUUGGUUGGGUAAGUUAAUAUGUUUAAAACACAUGACGUUGUCUGGAAAGUGUUAGUCACUGUUUUACUUUAGUCACUGCUCACUGAGUUGAAAUGCAAAAUGGCUAAGAUUGUGUUUAGACAUGAAUGAGCAUUGGCCUCCACCCACUGCAAAAACAGGUUUUAUAGCAGCUCAACUUCUUUAUGAGGAAGUCAAACUGAGACUCAUUCGCUGCCAGAGAGUAAAAUGGCUCAGACAGGAGUUCAGUUAAAUCAGAAAACCUUCUCUUGUUCCAUCUGUCUGGAUCUACUGAAGGAUCCAGUGACUCUUCCCUGUGGACACAGCUACUGCAUGAACUGUAUUACAACAUUCUGGGAUGGAGAAGACGGUAAGAGACUCUACAGCUGCCCUCAGUGCAGACAGACCUUCACACCGAGGCCUGUCCUGGUGAAAAACACCAUGUUAGCAGAGUUAGUGGAGCAGCUGAAGAAGACUGGACUCCAAGCUGCUGCUGCUGAUCACUGCUAUGCUGGACCUGAAGAUGUGGCCUGUGAUGUCUGCACUGGGAGGAAACUGAAAGCUGCCAAGUCCUGUCUGAUGUGUCUGGUCUCUUACUGUGAGACUCACGUCCAGCCUCAUUAUAAUUCCUCUGCCUUUGAGCAACACAAGCUGGUGGAGCCCUCCCAGAAGCUGCAGGAGAACAUCUGCUCUCGUCACCACAGAGUGAAGGAGCUUUUCUGUCGUACUGAUCAACAGUGUAUCUGUUAUCUCUGCCCUAUGGAUGAACAUAGAGGCCACGACACAGUCUCAGCUGUAGCAGAGAGGACUGAGAGGCAGAGAGAGCUCGAAGGGAGUCGACAGGAAAUCCAGCAGAGAAUCCAGGACAGAGACAAGGAGGUGAAGGUGCUUCAACAGGAGGUGGAGGCCAUCAGUCGCUCUGCUGAUCAAACAGUGGAGAACAGUGAGAAGAUCUUCACUGAGCUCAUCCGUCUGAUGGAGGAAAGAAGGUCUGAGGUGAAGCAGCAGAUCAGAUCCCAGCAGGAAACUGAAGUGGGUCGAGUCAAAGAGGUUCAGGAGAAGCUGGAGCAGGAGAUCACUGGGCUGAAGAGGAGAGACGCUGAGCUGGAGCAGCUCUCACACACAGAGGAUCACAUCCAGUUUCUACACAUCUACCCGUCACUGCCAGCACUGAGUGGAUCCACACACUCAUCCAGAACCAACACCCGUCCUCUGAGAUACUUUGAGGAUGUGACACCAGCUGUGUCAGAGCUCAGAGACCAACUACAGGAGGUUCUGAGGAAGACGUGGACAAACAUCUCAGAGACAGUGACUGAGGUGGACGUUUUACUGUCAGAACCAGAACCAGAACCCAAGAGCAGAGCUGGGUUCUUAAAGUAUUCAUUUGAAAUCACAUUGGAUCCAAACACAGCAAGCAACUGGUUGUUAUUAUCUGAGGGGAACAGAAAAAUAAUGCAUAUCAGUAAACCACAGUCUUAUUCUAAUCAUCCAGACAGAUUCACUGAUUGGUGGCAGGUUCUGAGCAAAGAGAGUUUGACUGAACGUUGUUACUUUGAGGUGGAGUGGAGAGGGACUGGAUUAGUUACAAUAGCAGUCGCAUACAAGAACAUCAGCAGAGCAGGAUGUGGGCUUGAAUGUGGAUUUGGACGUAAUGAUAAAUCCUGGGCAUUAAUGUGUUACAACACCAGUUAUGAAUAUUGGUACAACAACAUCUUCACUCCAGUAUCAGGUCCUCCAUCCUCCAAAACAGGAGUGUACCUGGAUCACAGAGCAGGUCUUCUGUCCUUCUACAGUGUCUCUGAAACCAUGACUCUCCUCCACAGAGUCCAGACCACAUUCACUCAGCCUCUCUAUGCUGGACUAUGGGUUUAUAAUGAUGAUGCCACAGCUGAGAUCUGUAAACUCAAAUAAACUCAAGUCAUUUAAGAUGCAGCAGGUUAAACUUGACUUCAUCUUCAUCCUGUAAUUCUUCACACUUGUUGUCGCUGUCCCAUCUGUACAUAUUUCAGACUACUGGAGUACAGGUCCGACCCUGGCCAAGGUGGCGCCUACAGUAGGUGAGAUCAUUAUUUUGCGCCCUCUACUCACGUACACUACUUGUUGCUGUGCUAACAAAAAAGUAAAUAUGAGAAGACAGUCCUGUGUUGUGGCCUGCUGCACAUUUCUGUGACAGUUUUAUGAUGGAGGUCAACCUAUGAUUUGGCACUUGACCUGCUGAUUUAUUAUUACCUUGGUUGCAUUUACCACUUCAAUAUAAGAAAUAGAAACAAAACCAUAUUUAAUUUGUUGAUUCUAAGAGUAAAGUAGAACACACUUGGCCAAUGUGCACUGUUGUUGUAAUGUUUUUAUGCAAUAAAGUUACUUUAUAAAAUA